Molecule: messenger RNA, 4537 nt
Organism: Gigantopelta aegis
Lineage: Eukaryota; Metazoa; Mollusca; Gastropoda; Neomphalida; Peltospiridae
Product: coiled-coil domain-containing protein 63-like
Exons: 11
Coding region: 86-1759 (557 amino acids)
Biological process (GO): outer dynein arm assembly; cilium movement
Cellular component (GO): axoneme
Source: RefSeq, a predicted model, not a curated record
UUGUAACUGACAGUUGUUCGGCAUUCGUUUUUCUUUUAGCAUUUGUUGUCUGCAGUUGUAUUCAUAGUUUUUGAAAUCUGCCAAGAUGCCCCGCCCACGAUCAGCGCGGUCUGAUGUCAGUGACACUGACAUUGAGGGACUUCAGGAAGGGGAGCUGGUAAAACUGCAGCGGCAGUAUCGACUGAUGGAGGGAGAUCGAGCGGCGUAUACAGAAGAAUCACAGAAUCUUAUUAGAAAGCAGAGGAGUGCAGUUUCACAGCUGGAGGGAGAGAAACAAGAACUGUUAAAGGAACUUAGGCUUGCCGAGAGUCGGAGUAACCAGGCAAGAGAUGAAGAAAAUAUUGACACUCUUGUCACUUUGGCAGAAGCUAAAGAUGAUUGUGAUAAUGAGAUAGAGGAGGAGAAGAAGAAACAAGCAGAGUUGGAUCAGAAAAUCCGUGAGUGGGAGAAGAAAGAGCGACAACAACACAAGAGUGCGGGCGGAGUCCACAUGAGCACGGCUCACACCACCCAGACCAAGAAGACUGUCCGCGUACUGGAGAACAGACUUGAUAAGGCAAAGAAGAAGUUCAAUGAAUCGCUGAGUGAGAAUGCCAAGCUGCGAGACGAGAUAGAGAGUCUGCGGUGUGAACACAAGAGGUUCGAGACUCUGUUUAAGAAGCUGGAGAAGGAACUCAAACAGCUGCGACGUGAGAUGGGAGAAGUUAUAGAGUCCUCAACACAAGCGUAUGAUCAAAGAGACGAGGCUCAGACGAAGAUGAUCAUCCUGAAGGAGAAGGCUGACAAGGACAUGCAGCAGCACAAUGCUGAGAUGAAGGAGCUCGUGCGCAUCAUCGACCACGACAGAAAGCUCAAGGAGUUCAUGGGAAUCAAGGGGCAGGAGAGGCAGGAGGACCCACAGCUGGUUGCCUGGAGACAGAAGAAAGAAGCUCAAGAGGCAGAACGUAAGAAAGAGAGCCAGGAAGACUCUGUCGAAUCGUAUGAGGCUGCAUUUGAAAAGAUCAAAGAAAUGACGGGUGAAGACGACCUUGACCUUCUGGUUGAGCGAUUCAUUGAGGUGGAGGAUCGCAACUUUGCACUGUUUAACUACGUCAAUGAACAGAACAAUGAGAUUGAGAAACUCAAUGAGGACAUCCAAUCAAUACAUGAAGAAAUCGAGAAGUUCAAAGCUCAAGGUAUAGAGCUGGAAACACAGCGCAAACACAUUCUGAAGAAUCUGGAAGAAAAACAGAACAAAGCAUCGGCAGAGGCCGACGAGUUUGAAAUGAAAUACAAAGAAGUUUCCAAAAUUCUAGAUCAGCUGAAAGCAGGUAUUGAUUCACUGUUUAACAAGAUCAACUGUGAUCGGUCAGCUAUAGACAGCAUGUUGGGAGCUGCCACGGGAGUUACCGAUGGCAACAUGAUACAGUACCUGGGCAUCAUUGAACAGAGGACGAACGAACUUCUAGCUAUACAGACAUACAUCAACAAUAAGGAUCCUGACAAAUACGAAACUAAACCUGUUGGUCUUCUUGGUGAGGGACCUACUGCCCCACCCCCUAUGAUUCCAGUCAACCCACCAGCUGUAGGUGAUGAGUACGAGAGCGAGGCCAGUGAAGGCAGUGAUGAGGAGAUGAGGCCUCUGACACGGGCAGAGUUACAGAGCAGGGUGAUGAAGACCGUCCACAAGAGGGAGUCGGCCGCCAGGAAGGAGGGAUUCAAGUACGACCUGAGUAUCAGAGACAAAGGACAAAAACAAAAGAAAGACGGCAAGAAAUAAACGUUCUUUGCUGAACUUGUGUGGUGACGUUGGACGGUUCAUAGACUUAAGUGCAUGAACGUAAUGAUAAUGUGUUGAGAAUUAACAGUUCAGCUCAUGUGUCGACAGUUGAAAAAUAAAAAUAAGUUAAGUUUUAAGUUUGUGUUGACAAUUGACAUUCCAUUCUUGGCCCGAAGUUCAUAAAUUUAAGUUUGUGUACUUUUCGUUUGACAAUUGACAAGUCUGACUUCAUGAAUUAAAAGUUUGUGUAUUGACAUUUGACAGUUCAUUUAUUAAGUUGAUGAAUUUAAGUUUGUGUGUUGACAGUUGAUAGUUCAGACUUAGGAUCAUGAAUUUAAGAUUGUAUUUUGAUAUUUUAUAGUUCAUAAAGAAUUAAGUUCAUGAAUUUGUGUUUUGAUGUUUGACAUUAUGGACUUGUUCAUGAAUUUAAGUUUGUAUGUUACUGUUUGACAAUUGACAGGUUUAACUUUAUGAAUUAAAGUUUGUGAAUUAACAGAUCAUUGACUAAGUUAAGGAAUUUAAAUUUGUGUAUUGACAUAGACCAAAGUUCAUGCUAACAUAUGCACUUAAGGUGAUCUUAGGGCUAAGAUCACUUCGUGGAACGGGGCCGUGAUCUGUAAUUUAAGACCAAGAAUUCAGCUUACACUAAGUCCAUACUGAGGUUAAAGAAAUUACUAUUUACAGGUCCAAAUAAGAAUAGUGACAAAAAUCUGACUAUAUAUAUAUAUAUAUAUAUAUAUAUAUAUAACAUGUAAUUCUAAAACUAGUCGUUUGUCCCAUUAAAAAUUAAUAUAGGUGUUAUCUAAGCAAUGAAAUACCAAUGUGGUAGGUGGCUGCUCAAUUAACAGAGGUUUGGACUGGUUUAGUUAAUUUUGUAGAAUAGUACACAACUACAUAUACAUAAAUGAGCUGGUUAACUCAAUGGCAUUUCCUGUACAGAAAAGUGGUUACAAAAUAAUUACGGUAUAUAUCUGUAUAGAUAUGUAUAUUUGACAUGAAAUCUUGAUAAGUUAUAUGUGAUAUUGAAUUUCAUUUCUACAAUAGAUAUUUGUACAUAAAUAUAAUUUUUGAACUUUUAAUAUAACUAUGUAAUCACUUUUUGUUUUUUGUUUUGUUUAUUCUUCUACAAAUGUUUUACUGUUCUAUAGGUUAAUAUUUAUUACUUACUUUAAAAUGAGUAAAGAGAUUACUGGAAUAUGUGCGCUGUAUGGAAUUUAUAAAACCAUUGUAAUAAAUUUGUACAGUACAUGUGUGGGUAUAAUUAUUAUUUGUGAUAAGAUUCUUAUAAGAAAAAGUUAGGUGGCUAAAAACCCACAUGAAUAAUGGGUUCUUAAAUGACUGUGAAAUCAUUUAGUCUUAAAAAUGCUACAUGUAUAUGUGUGACAUCAUAGCAUGCCUUCUUGAUGUAGUGAAGUGUAAGCCAUUAGACUUGAGGCUUACGGCUGGUAGGUACUGGGCUCGCAUCCUGUUGCCAGUUCUUACUCAGAGUGACUUUCAAUGGCUUAGUCAUGAAACAAAAGCUACAAAUUCAGUUUCUCACGCAAAAUUUAUAAACCAUCUGUUCCGGUCCUGAACAGACUGUUCAGAUAGCUGUGGUGUGUGCCCAGGACAGUGUUCUUGAAACUUAAUUAAAAAUAAGUAGGAAAAGUUAGAAAUAAAAUAAAAAUUGCCAUCAGAUUGAUCCUCUUUCAAAGACUUUAAAACUCUUGACCUUGGCUUGUAGUUGCACAGGAGUCAGUUGAUUUUCUAAACUUGUAUGCAUGUUUAUUACCCACCUGGGUGUGACAUACAAAUUUCAUAUGCACCAGUGGUGUGUAUUAGUUGCAAAAUGACGUCAUUUCGGUAAGCGACGUCAUCUUCCCUUGUUUUAGCUCUAUGCAUUCACAUAUCUCAUUAUGUUAGAAAUAAUUGUCAAAUUUUACAUUAUAUAUUAUGGUGGGUAAUAAAUAAAAUACUACUCGUUUUCACCAGAUAUAAAUUUUUUUACAAAACUCACUUUCAUUCAGUCAGAUAAUAUAACAUAGGACAUUCACUUGUUUCGUAAAAAUUAUAUCUAGCAAAUACGAGUGUAGUAUUCAAUAUAUCUCAGAUGAUUUCUAAGAAUGUACUGUUUUCUGAAUCUUCAGUUAUUUUGAAUUGCAGGAUAGAUGAUAGGUGACUGCUAUCAUAUUGUGCUUUACUAUACAUAUACAUGCAUGCCCAGCUCCUGGACUGUCCUUUUGGUGAACCUGUGUGUGUUCAGGAUGGACAUGCCUCGACCUUUAGUGGAUAUGGAACAUGUCUGACUUUCUCCUCAUCAUUCUCUACUGUGCUCAGGUCAAGUAACUGUUACCACGUAACAGGACUAUGGGAUCUGCUACUCCAGUACAUACAUAGUAUUGAGACACCAUGUUAAAUAUUGUGCCAUUCAAGAACAGUGAAAUUUACAAGAAGACUGAACUUACAGAACACUGAACUUUGCAAGAACAUUGAAAUUUGAAAGAUCAUUGAAGAACAUUGAAAUUUACAUUGUUUUUAUUUCAAUAAUUUUUUUGUUUUUAAUAGGGGGGUGGAGUGUGUUCUGAAAAUGGUAAAAAUUCUCCAAAAGUGUUUAGUCUACCAUGCCUUGCCAAAUUUCUACGGAAACCACUUUCAUUAUCAUUAUCAUGUCAUUUUUCAAAUUUAUAUAUGCCGGGAGUACAACAAAAUAGCAACAUUGACUGAACGUUUUAAUAUGGAACUGGGUUUAUGUAUAUUCAGUGAUCACUGAUAAGAAAUAAAUUAGUCCGAGUACAGUUA